Molecule: messenger RNA, 4380 nt
Organism: Fusarium subglutinans
Lineage: Eukaryota; Fungi; Ascomycota; Sordariomycetes; Hypocreales; Nectriaceae
Exons: 5
Coding region: 1-4380 (1459 amino acids)
Source: RefSeq, a predicted model, not a curated record
AUGCCGCCAUAUGCUGCUGAACUCGAAACCUGGUGGUUAGGGAUAGGCUACGAAGCCCUUAAACAACUGGUCAACGAUGAAUCAGAUGAUCUCAACUCUCGACAGUGUGGCUUUGCGCAGCAGAUGCAAACGAGGCUUUUGGCAUUCGAUAACGACCAAACCAUUCAAGCCUCCCUUCAAACAACCUGGCCAGCGAUCCGUGCAGCAAGAGGAGUUGACUAUGACGCGAAUAGUCGCAAGAAUUCCAAGUACAUAGCUUCCAAUAUCUUCCGGAAGCCCCCUGAUGGAGGUAUUGACUUUGAACGCGCCAUGGAUGGCCUUGGCUACCUCGAUGCCAUCGAAAUUCGUCGCCUUCGCCUCCUUGAAGCCACCCAUGCUGCCAUGGAGACCAUCUCACCGACAGAAAGUCAACUCCAAAUGCUCCAAGAGCUUGAUAGAACUUCUACCGCAAACUUUCGGCUUCUACACGCCGGUUUCAGAGCCUGUAUCCUUAUUGAAGAAUUGACGAGAGACUCCGAGUGCAGGAAGGAGAUCCCUCAAAUUAUGGGAAUGUUCAAUGCUCUUGUGCCUUCAGAUGUGUUUCUCGAAGACGAAGAUGAUGUCGAUCCAACCCCACACUCACCGGGUCUUCGCGACAGUGUUCGGUUUUCUGUCUUUGAGCACCUGAUGUCCGAUCACCCCUUCUCCCCUCAGCAGCAAGAAGUCAUUAAAAUGAAGCUGUCUGGCUGGUGUGAGGUCCCAGGGUAUCCUCAAGCCAGAGAUGCUAUGGUGAGAUAUUGUGAAGAGUUCAAGAAGAUAGAAGCAAAUGCAACCCAGGGCGCGAGCGCUAUUUUCACAACUGCGACUUCAAACGACAACCAGGACUCUGCGCCAACAACACCCUUAAGCCCAUGGGUUCUAUCGACUUCGCAUCCUCUACUAAAAGGAAUGCCUGGAAGAGAAAUGAGUCCAGCUAAAACGGACGGUGCUCUUUUUUCUCAAGAUCUCAGCGCACCACCCGUCCUGUCCUAUCCUGAUAAUCUCUCCAAAACAGAGUUUUUUCAGCACCCAUUCACCCGAAAGCUCGACAUGUCGCCGUACGAUCCCGACAGCGACGAUGAGGGUAGCGACAUGCCACCUGUGCCCCCCUUACCACACAUUCCCGAGAGACUCAAAGCACAUCUCACACCCAGCGUUUUGGACAAGAUCAAAAAGAGAAUGCGCUAUCAGUCUGAUAAAUCCGAAAGGACAGACCAAAGUGUUGUGCCGUCCCAGGCACUGGACCAGCAUGUGGGCACUUCUACUACACGCAAGUCAAGUGAUAGAAAGCGCUGGCCGUCGCUCAAAGCAAACAUCUCAGAGCCAAUAUCUAUCAUAGGCCUAUUUCCGGGGAGUCUGGGCUUUGAAACCAACAGCUAUGAGGCCCCUAAUAUAUUUUCGAGCCCAUUACAGAGUCCCAAAUCACCCCCGAGACAGAUCACCAUGGGAGGAAGUACCCUCCGGCCUUUUCACAGAAGGGGUAGAAGUAUUGGAUUGAGUUGCCAACUUACGAAACCACGUCUAUCACCUAUGGAGUACUGUCGAAUGUACCUGAUGGAGAAGCACUUAUCCGACUGCGAAGAUCGACCAUGUGAACUCCCACCCCCCUACAAACACUGGUUCUGGACGAACCACUACAAGCAAUUUCUGGUAAUACCACAAAUACCAAAAGGAAUCCGGCGUGAUUUGGAGCCUAUGGCUUUUGGAUUCAAUGUAGAAAGCACUGCCGCAGAUGGAUAUGCUGCUGAUUCUGAUGGGGAAUCAGUAUCAACUGUAAGGCCAGAAACUUACGCCAAUGGGCCCAUGCGUCUAUCACUUCACUUAGGUGGCGAGCCGAUCAUUCUACCCUCAUUCAUGGAUACCUUGCGUUUCAACAUAAGUAAUGCUCAGGCCAGAAAGGCCUCAGAGUUGGACAAAGAAGCCGGGGAUGGCGGUGAAGGCGCUGAACCUGGAGAUAAGGAUAUGGUUGUGCCACGUAGAGUGCCAGCCGGGGGCGAGGUCGAAGAUUGGCGGCCUAUGAGUGAAUAUGAACCAGACGAGAACGACAAGAUAGCAAGUGCCGGCACACCAAUUGGACCUUCUGGAGACAAUGAUUCGACUGAGGACUUAGACAAGACCAAGAAGGGCACGGGGACUGCGGCUCACUUCGCAUACUUCGACGAUGCAAUUACCCUUCAAGAUCAGCGAACACCAUGUUUGCCCGACGCGGGCACCCCUUUUACGUGUGAGAGUGUCAGGGAGAAUGAUCUGAUAGGCCACCCAGAUCAAGCUGAUAGACAAGUGUACAACAACACUGGUAGCUUCAGGCUUUCGAGGCAGUUAUCCCGUAUAUGUAAAGACGAAAUGUCUGUUUUUGAUUUUGCCACCCCAAGGCCUAGAGGCAAGACUGUUGGCUGCACUCCCCAGCCGCUGGCAACAACAGAUACACAGAGUCCCCUUGCUCGUUUCCCUAUCGCAGUUCAGCCAACUCAUCGACUGACUCCAGGAACACUUACAAAACGUGUUGUUGGUGACUCUGGCGGUAAAAUCCUCUUUGAAGAUACCCGACAAGCAAGAUUAAUCCCAAGUCCUGGUGAUAAGUAUCACCAAGGGCUUUCUGCGGACCUAUGGGAGGCCGACACAGAAUCAAUCAUCUCUGAACUCCAACCAAGUCCCUUGCAUAUCAACCGCCGGAAACAUAGGGCUACCACUGAUGAAUCUGACCGUAGAUGCCCAAGAUUGUUUGAUAGGGGGUAUGCUGAUCCGCCUACCACACUUGAGAUGCUUAGGAUCAGCGCCCCACCUGAGCGAAACGAUCCCUUCGAUCGCUUCGGAGAUGAAGAUGAUGCUCUGACAGAAGGAGAUCGUACGCCUCGUGGGCUAGGACAACAAGAGCAAGGCCUCCUACAGGCAACACCUGCGCCAAGAGGCCUUCAACGUUCGGCUUCCACAAUUGUCACCCCAACACAGUCUAUGAAAAGGCUCGAACACAAAGCAUCCUUCAACCUGGAAGCCAUGGCGCAAUCAGGUUUCACCCCGGAGCAUCGUAGGGAAAGCAUUUCGAAGGAUACAUUUCCCGGGUCUGGCAUAAUGCUCAACCUCCAGAGCACUCAGGAACGUCUUAAAUGCCCUCCUCAAGAUUCUGAUGGAAUUGAAAUGAGUACACGCAUAACAGAGAAGAUCCCCAAAGCAAGACGCUUGCCCGAUUUGCCGGACUCUGGGAGGCAUGAACGCGCUUUUGCUCCAAAAGAAUGGAUGAGGGCUUUGGCAACUACACCCCGAAAGUCCAGAACCAUGCCGCGAAACGACGGACGAAUUGAGACGCAUGGGGAGGCUUCUUCUGGGGUAAACUGGCGAAAGACUUUGUUUCAGCCAAGUGCGACCAUGGAUGACGGAGAUGUUGAGCGUUCAACAUUGGCCAUUACGCGAGACUUCUCGCAGCCUCAGAAGCUCCAAAAGCCGGCAUCGCGAGCGAGACUUACUCCCAGCAGCACUUACCGUCCAUCAAACCAGCAGCUCGAUCAGUCAACUCGAACCUCGUCCUUGAUGCCUCCCGGAAGCGAGGCAGACGUUCCCGAGCGAAGAACCCCAUCACCCACCGCAUCACAAACCACUGUCGUUCCACGAACACCAUCCUCCAGCAUCAGCAGUAUCUUUCGAAAGCGUAUACGUUCGGACUACAAUCCCCCAGCAACUCCCCGAACGCCGGCUGAGCCCACCUUGGCAUGGUCCCCGUUUGUUAACUGCGAACCCGAACCACCUUGCGCGUCGCCAUGGGUCUCGGGUAAUGGCGAAGGGAAGAGAGAGAAAGAAAAACGAGCGGCAUACUUCCGGGACAAGGUCGAGCGUGAGUUUCAGAAUAGACAAUCGCCAAAGAGAUAUAGUCGUAAGGACUCCCUCGAAAGUGCGGCUAAUGGGGACUCUGUUCAAAACAACGUCGCUACCGAUAAUAGGACGAGUAAAGAGAGUCUUAUACAAUGGAAGCAGUUCCUCGAAGAUGCCCCGGAACCGCUAUUCUCAUCACCUACGCCGCCUGUGCCGCCUCUUCCUUCUGAGUCUCAGCUAAACAUCGCACUCGAUCGACCUCCCAGACAGACACAAACCACUACUGAGGCAACCGCGCGGGUUGAAAAGAUUCCAGCUGCUGCAUAUCGAGACAAGAAACCCCAGGGAUUAACAGUAGAGACACGUAAGCUACGUAAAGCAAUGCGUGAGGGGGCACAGACCCCAAGUAGAAACAAGUCGACGACGCCCGCCAGCGGAAGCAGCUUCAGGUCUACGUUUCGUUUGGAGGGAAGACGAAUGAGCUUUGGACGACCAGCGGCCGACCAUGAGUCCCAGGGUAAAGGGCGAGAAACCGAGACUUUUCCAAGAUGCAAGUGA